UUCCAUGUGUUAUCUUUUAGAAUAUCUAUUCAGAUCUUUUGCUCGUUUUUAAACUGGAUUAUUUGCUUUUUUAUUAAUUUAUUGUAAGAUUCAGUAAGAGACUUUGAGAGCAGGAAUGAUGAAACCUAUCAGUUGGAGUCAACUAAAAAAAAGGGAAAAAUGUAAAAUUUAUUCGUAUUUUACAUAGCUAAUGCACAGUAAUCACAAUGAGUUGUAGAAUUGGAGUUAGAUAAGUUUUAUUCCAGUAGCCAAGCUCUUAGUCAUAACGAAGAAUGGACAGUGGCUCUCUGAACUCUUCUAGCUUAGUCCCUUGCUUGCCCCAUUCUCAAUUACUAAGUCUUGACAAACUCUUGAAAGCCCUACCAUCCUUGCCGAACUUUCACCCAGGCGCCGGCAGGUGGCGAUGAGGCUCUCCGUGGGCCGCUCUGUCUGACGCGUGCACCUCUGUGCGGACCACAGACGCUGCAGCUGUACUUCCGGGCGCUGAUGCAGGCGGCGCCAUCGCGUGAGCCCCGGUUCCCCUGGGUCAGGAGUGGACCGCCACUGGGACAGGAUGCAGAAGAUCUCCGUGUUGCUCUUCCUGGCCUGGGUCUGCUUCCUCUUCUAUGCUGGCAUUGCCCUCUUCACCAGUGGCUUCCUUCUCACCCGUUUGGAGCUCACUAACCAUAGCAGCUGCCAGGAGCCCCCAGGUCCUGGGUUCCUGCCGUGGGGAAACCAAGGGAAGCCUGGGGCCUGCUGGAUGGCUUCCCGGUUCUCCCGGGUUGUGUUGGUGCUGAUAGAUGCCCUGCGAUUUGACUUUGCCCAGCCCCAGUACUCACAAGUGCCUGGGGAGCCUCCUGUCUCACUGCCCUUCCUGGGCAAACUACGCUCCUUGCAAAGGAUCCUGGAGAUUCAGCCCCACCAUGCCCGACUCUACCGAUCUCAGGUUGAUCCUCCUACGACCACCAUGCAGCGCCUCAAGGCCCUCACCACCGGCUCAUUACCUACUUUUAUUGAUGCUGGCAAUAACUUUGCCAGUCAUGCCAUAAUGGAAGACAAUCUUAUUAAACAACUCACCAAUGCAGGAAGGCGUGUAGUCUUCAUGGGAGAUGAUACCUGGAAAGAUCUUUUCCCUGGAGCUUUUUCAAAAGCUUUCUUCUUCUCUUCCUUCAAUGUCAGAGACCUACACACAGUGGACAAUGGCAUCUUGGAACACCUGUAUCCCACCAUGGACAGUGGUGAAUGGGACGUGCUGAUUGCUCACUUCCUGGGUGUGGAUCAUUGUGGCCACAAGCAUGGCCCUCACCACCCUGAAAUGGCCAAGAAACUUAGCCAGAUGGACCAGGUGAUCCAGGGACUUGUGGACCGUUUGGAGAAUGACACAUUGCUGGUGGUGGCUGGGGACCACGGGAUGACCAUGAAUGGAGACCAUGGAGGGGACAGUGAGCUGGAAGUCUCAGCUGCACUCUUUCUAUACAGCCCCACAGCCCUGUUUCCCAGCACCCCACCAGAGGAGCCAGAAGUGAUUCCUCAAGUCAGCCUUGUGCCCACACUGGCCCUGCUACUAGGCCUGCCCAUACCAUUUGGAAACAUUGGGGAGGUGAUAGCUGAGCUGUUCUCAGCGGGCAAGGACUCCCAGCCCCACCUCUCUGCUCUAGCCCAAGCCUCAGCUCUCCAUCUCAAUGCCCAGCAGGUAUCCCGAUUUCUUCACACCUACUCAGCUGCUACUCAGGACCUCCAAGUUAAGGAGCUUCAUCAGCUACAGAAUCUCUUCUCCAAGGCCUCUGCUGACUACCAGUGGCUUCUUCAGAACUCCCAAGGGGCUGAGGCUGCAUUGCAGACUGUGAUUGCUGAGCUGCAGCAGUUCCUGCGGGGAGCUCGGGCUAUAUGCAUUGAGUCUUGGGCCCGUUUCUCUCUGGUCCGCAUGGCAGGGGGUGCUGCUCUCUUGGCUGCUGCCUGCUUUCUCUGUCUGCUCGCAUCCCAGUGGGCAACAUCCCCAAGCUUCCACUUUCGCCCUCUGCUGCUUAUACCUGGGGCCUGGGGCCUGGGUGGAGCCAUACUAUAUGCAGGACUCCUGGCAACUACUGGGCUGAAGCUGGAUCCAGUGGUUCUAGGGACCAUGGCUGCAACAAGCUCACUUCUCCCUUUUUUGUGGAAAGCUUGGGCUGGCUGGGGGUCUAAGAGGCCCAUAGCAACUCUGCUUCCCAUCCCUGGGCCUGUCCUUUUACUCCUGCUCAUUCGCUUGGCUGCCUUCUUCUCUGAUAGUUUUGUUGUAGCUGAGGCCAGGGCUACCCCCUUCCUUUUGGGCUCACUCAUUUUGCUCCUGGUUGCCCAGCUUCACUGGGAGGGUCAGCUGCUGCCGCCUAAACUGCUCACAAUACCCCGCCUUGGCUCUUCUUCCCCAACAGGCCCCCCACGGCACAGUGGUGCAUAUGCCCUGAAGCUUGGAGUUGGGUUGCUUUUAUGUACAAGGCUAGCUGGGCUUUUUCAUCGCUGCCCUGAAGAGACACCUGCUUGCCACUCCUCUCCCUGGCUGAGUCCUCUGGCAUCCAUGGUGGGAGGUCGAGCCAAAAAUUUGUGGUACGGAGCUUGUGUUGGGGCACUGGUGACCCUAUUAGUUGCUGUGCGACUAUGGCUUGGCCGCUAUGGUAAUCUCAAGAGCCCUGAGCCCCCUGUGCUCUUUGUGCGCUGGGGGCUGCCUGUAAUGGCACUGGGCACUGCUGCCUACUGGGCAUUGGCAUCGGGGGCCGAUGAAGCACCCCCGCGUCUCCGAGCCCUGGUUGCUGGGGCAUCAGUUGUGCUUCCUCGGGCAGUGGUGGCGCUGGCUGCUUCAGGACUCAUGCUGCUUCUCUGGAGGCCUGUGACAGUGCUGGUAAAGGCUGGGGCAAGUGCCCCAAGGACCAGGAUUGUCCUCACUCCCUUCUCGGGGCCCCCUACUUCUCAAGCUGACUUGGAUUAUGUGGUCCCUCAAAUUUACCGACACAUGCAGGAGGAGUUCCGGGGCCGGCUAGAGAGGACCAAAUCUCAGGGUCCCUUGACUGUGGCUGCCUAUCAGUUGGGGAGCAUCUACUCAGCUGCUAUGGUCACGGCCCUCACCUUUUUGGCCUUUCCACUUCUGCUAUUGCAUGCAGAGCGCAUCAGCCUUGUGUUCCUGCUUCUGUUUCUGCAGAGCUUCCUUCUCCUGCAUCUGCUUGCUGCUGGGAUACCCAUCACCACCCCUGGUCCUUUUACUGUGCCAUGGCAGGCAGUGUCAGCAUGGGCCCUCAUGGCCACACAGACCUUCUACUCUACAGGCCACCAGCCUGUCUUUCCAGCCAUCCAUUGGCAUGCAGCUUUUGUGGGAUUCCCAGAAGGUCAUGGCUCCUCUACUUGGCUUCCUGCUUUGCUAGUAGGAGCCAACACCUUUGCCUCCCACCUCCUCUUUUCAGUAGGUUGCCCACUACUUCUGUUGUGGCCUUUCCUAUGUGAGAGUCAAGGGCCAAGGAAGAGGCGGCAACCCCCAGGGAGUGAAGCUGAGGCCAGAGUCAGGCCUGAGGAGGAGGUGGAGGAGCCACUGAUGGAGAUGAGGCUCCGGGAUGCACCUCACCACUUCAAUGCAGCACUUCUGCAGCUGGGCCUCAAGUACCUCUUUGUCCUUGGUGUCCAGAUUCUGGCUUGUACCUUGGCUGCCUCCAUCCUCCGCAGGCAUCUCAUGGUCUGGAAGGUGUUUGCCCCCAAGUUCAUUUUUGAGGCCAUAGGCUUCAUCGUGAGCAGCGUGGGACUUCUCCUGGGCAUAGCAUUGGUGAUGCGAGUGGAUGGUGCUGUGAGCUCCUGGUUCAGAAAACUAGUUCUGGCUCAGCAGAGGUAGCCUAGGCUAUGGAUGCUUACAUCUGACUACAGAGAGAACUGGAGAAUAAUAUAGCUUGGCCUGUACAGGUGCUAGCUAAACUACAAGAGAGGCUCAGCCACAUCUCUUUCCACCAUGCAGCCAGGCACUGCUGGCUCUGGGACUUCAUUAUUUUAAAAUUCAAAAUCACAGUGGAGUCUGAUCCCUAACUCCUGAUUUGGUUGCAUCUGAUGGAUAAGGGUGUUAGCUAUGGUGGGUCUCCAAAGUGGAAUAAAAAAAAUGUAAAUAUGUUUGUCUGAGAUGUGGGGGAGUCCCCACUGUCAUACAUGUGUUGAAGGGAGGGUCAGUCUCCUCUCUCAGGCAGAUUGGAUCAGUCAUCUUAGACAUGCUUGGCUAUACCUGAGAACCUUUGGCAAGAGGUUGGAGUUGUCUGAAUUUACUGCCCCCACUUUUUCCUAAAUCAGUCCCAUUAUCCCACCUAUGAUUUUCCUUUGCUAUUCAGUCAACACAUUUUUUGAGUUCUUACACACUUUGGCUGAUUGCAGAGAAGACUGAGAAGAUAAACCCAGGUAUCAUAGAGUACACAGAAGCCCCAAAUCAUCUUCCCUGAUGUGUCCUUUCACUCUAAGACACUUUGCUCUUCACUUCUGUGGAAGCCUCCCUAGUUUCCCAACCUGUGCUGUCUAUUUAUUUAUUUAUGAUACUGGGGAUUGAACCCAGGGGUGCUUUACCACUGUGCCACAUCCCUAGCCUUUUUUAUUUUUUAUUUUGAGACACCCUCUCUGAGUUGCUAUGAUUGGCCUUGAAUUUGCAAUCCUCCUUGUUAACCUCCCCAGUUGCUAAGAUUACAUGCAUGUGCCACUGUUCUUGGCUCUUUUAAAACAGAUCCACUUGCCCAUCUUUUUACUUUGGGGGGUGUUGGGAGAUGAUAAUGGAAAUUGAACCUAGGACCUGGCAUGUGCUAGACAAGCACUCAACCAUUGACUACAUCUCUAACCCUUUUUUAAUUUUUAGACAGUGUCUCACUAUAUUGCUGAGGCUGGCCUCAAACUUGUGAUUCUCUUGCUUACUCCAGAGUACAGACCUUCUUGCCCAUCUUGUAGAACAUUCCACCUUGUCUCAUUGAUUAUUCCUGGACUUGAAGCCAAACUGUAUUUAUUAAUUUAUUCAUUUUUACAGCCUCAGAACCAUAGGAAUCCUAGUGCUUCUCUUGUAUGUCUCCUGUGUCCUCUGUCCAUUGCACCCUCAUUCUCAGGUGUCACAUUUGAAGUGCUGGCAUGAGAUCCUCUGGAGAUAUCCAUCAAAAGAGUUUGGCCAGGCACAAAUACCUGUAAUUCCAGCGCUCGAGAGGCUGAGGCAGGAGGAUUGUGAGUUCAAAGCCAGCCCCAGCAAAAGCAAGGCACUAAGCAACUCAGUGAGACCCUGUCUCUAAAUAAAAUACAAAAUAGGGCUGGGAAUGUGGCUUAGUGGCCAAGUGCCCCUGAGUUCAAUCCCAAGUAUUUGGGGGGGAAAAAAAAAGUUUGGAAGCCAGGUAGGUGUGGUGACAUAUGCCUUUAAUCCUAGUGAUUGAGGAUGCUGGAAACGAGGAUUGUAAGUUCAAGGUCAGCCUCAGCAAUUUAGUGAGACCCUGUCUCAAAAAGGGCUGGGAAUGUAGCUAAGUGGUUAUACCCCCUGGGUUCACUCCUCAGUACCACAAACGUGAAUAUAAAAUAAAUAAAGUGGAUUAUUUGUCUUUUAAAAAAAGUUGAAAAGAACCUCUGGAGAGAAGGGUUAGGACCAAGGUUGGAGGUUUGAACAUGUCCAAGUCAUGAGAAGUUGGGAUUGCUGAAAGAAGAGAUGAUCUUGGGGCUGGGGUUGUGGCUCAGUGGUAGAGUGCUUGCCUUGCAUAUGCAAGGUGCUGAGUUUGAUCCUCAGCACCACAUAAAAGUAAAUAAAUAAAAUAAAGCUAUUGUUUAAAAGGAAAAGAAGAAAUGAUCUUUAAAAAAUGGGAGAGCACUUACCUUUAGUUGGCAUGAGGAAGAAAAGGUAAGGAGCAUUGGUUAUGAGGAAGAAAUACACUGAUGUGGUAGGUAGCUAAGGGAAGAGUUCAAAGUAUUAAUGGCUAACAGACUAGGGUACAGAGGUCAAAUGCAAAGAUGAAAAAGUAUGUAUUCUGUGAGGCAAUUAAAGGAUAGAUCCUUGGUUACACUGGUUAUAAACAGGUUUAAUAAUGUAGGAUGGAGAGGGGUAGGGGUUGUGGCUCAGUGGUAGAGCGCUAGUAUGUGUGAGGCACUGGGUUCGAUUUUCAGCACUGCAUAUAAAUAAAUAAAAUAAAGGUCCAUUGACAACUAAAAAAUAUAAAAAAAUAAUGCAAGAUGGAGAAGUUAUGGCCCCAGCUAGCCUAUAAAAGAAAUAAGGGGAAAAAGAAAAGAAAACCCUCCCCCAACCUGGUGGCAACUUCUGAGGUAGUUUGGUGGAACAAUUCCUUUGUGAGAAAGGAAAACACCCUUUCCAUCUCUAGUACCUAGGAAGUACCUUUAGUACUUUAGUUCUUUAGUACUCUAGUACCUAGGGCAGUACCUCUAGUACCUUUGUCUGUACCUUCAUCUCCCCGCAAAUUGUAUUUUAUUAUUUAUUUAUUUUGCAGAGCCUUCCUUACCUACAGCCUAAGGAUAAUCUAAUCUAUCAAUCACUGUCUAAUCACUUUCUCCUGAUAAAUCUUUAAGAUUCUUUUAGAGAAAGAUGUGUUAGAAAAUUGAUUACCAAGCAUGAUGGCACAUGCCUUUAAUGCCAGCUACUUAGGAAGCUGAGGCUAGAGGAACCCACAUUUGAGGACAACCUGGGAGACUGAGCAAGAACCUGUCUCAAAAUAAAAAAUAAAAAGGGAUAGGGGUGUAGUUCAAUGGUAGAGCACCCUUGGGUUCAAUCUCCAGUACAGCAAAAAGAAAAUGAGAAGAAGAAGAAAGAAAUGAGAUAAUAUAAUCUGUGGCCUUUUGUGAUUGACCUCUUCAUCAUGUUUCCAAGGUUUAUAUAUCAGUAUAUAUUGUUUUUUUCUCUUCUUUUUUGGUACCAUGGAUUGAAUCUGAGGCGCAUCCCUAGCCUUUUUUAUUAUUAUUAUUUUUAAAAUAUUCUUUUUUAGUUAUAGAUGAACACAAUGCCUUUAUAUUAUUUUUAUGUGGUGCCGAGGAUUGAACCCAGUGCCUCAUACAUGCUAGGCAGACACUCUACCACUGAGCUACAACCCUAAUCCUUAUUUUUUAUUUUGAGACAGGGUCUCACAGAGUUGCUUAGGGCCUUACUAAGUUGCUAAGGCUGGCUUUGAACUUGGCCUCAGCUUCUCGAUUCUUUUUCUUUUUAAGUUCAGAUAAAAUUUAACAUUUUAACCUUUUGUUUGGCGGGGGGUUUCUGGGGAUUGAACCCAGGUGCACCUUACCACUGAGUUACAUCCCCUGCCAUUUUUAUUUUUUUGAGUCAGGGUCUCACUAAGUUGCUUAAGUCCUUGCUGAAUUGCUGAGGCUGGCCUGGAACUUCCGAUCUUCUGCCUCAGCUUCCAGAGUUCCUGGGAUUACAAGCGGUGUUACCAAGCCUACCAUAUUUUAGCCAUUUUAAAAAAUACAUUCAUAAUGUGCAAUCAUCAGCACUAUCAAUUCUAGAAUUUUCAUUACCCUAAAAAGAAACCCUGUACCCAUUAAACAAUCACUUUCCUUCUUCUCCCCAAAUCCCUGGCCUCAGGAAUCUGCUUUAUGUUUCAUAUUUACCUAUUAUGGAUAUUUUGUAUAAAUGGGAUCAUUCAGUAUGUGCCCUUUUCAGUCUGACUUCUUUGCUUCUUUGCUCCUCCUCCUGCUUCUUUCUCCUCUUUUUUUGUUGUUGUUUUGUUGUUGUACUGGAGAUUGAACCUGAGGACACCUUACCAUUACCCUUUUUAAAUUUUUUUUAUUUUGAGACAGCUUCUCACUUAGUUGCUUAGGGCUGGCUAAGUUGCUGAGGCUGGUUUCGAAUUGAACUUGUGACUCUUCUCCCUCAGCCUCCUGAGUUGCUGGGAUUAUAGGCCUGCACCACCACAUUUGAGGUCUGUCUUUCAUUUGGCUUAAUAUUUUCAAAGUUCAUCCACAUGGCAUUAUAUAUUGGUACUUCAUUCCUUUUCAUAGCCAAGUAAUUCCAUUGCAUGGAUAGACCACAUUUUACUUCUUCAUAUGUUGAUGAACAUUUGGAUUUUCACCUUUAGUUAUUGUAAAUAAUGCUGCUAUGAACAUUCAUGUAUAAGGUUUUUGUUUUCUGUUUUAUGUACCUGGGUCACUCAACCACUGAGCCACAUCCCCAUCCUUUUUUAUUUUUAUUUUGAGACAAAAGUCUCACUGAGUUACUUAGGGCUUCACUAAAUUGCUGAGGCUGACUUUGAACUAGUGAUCCUCCUGCCUUGGCCUCCUAAACUGAUGGGAUUACAGGCGUGUGCCUGUAAAGAUGCCUGGCUCCCUUGUAUUUUUUUUUUUUUUGGUACUGGGGAUUGAACUCAGGGGCACUCAACCACUGAGCCACAUCCCUAGCCAUAUUUUAUAUUUUAUUUAGAUACAAGGUCUCACUGAGUUGCUUAGUGCCUUACUUUUGCUAGGCUGGCUUUGAUCUCUUGAUCCUCCUGCCUCAGCCUCUGAGAUUAAAGGCGUGUGCUACCACCCCUGGCUUCAUGUACGUUUUUGUUUGGGCAUAUGUUUCAAUUUCUCUUGAGUAUAUAUCUGAUGGUAUAUUGUAGAAAUACUGGGCCAUUUGGUAAUUCUGAUCUUUUAAAGAACUGUCAUUCUGUUUUCCAAAGUUGCUAUACCAUUUUAUAUUCCUUCCAGCAGUGUGUAUGAGUUCUGAUUUCUCCACAGUGAUGUCAACACUUGUUAUUAUCUAUUUUUGAUCCAAUCAUUUUACUGUAUGUGAAAUAAUAUUGUGUUUUGGGUUUGCAUUUCUUUGAAGGUUUGUGAUGUUGAACAUAUUUCCUUGUACUCACUGGAGAAUUAUCCAUUCAGAUCCUUUGCCUAUUUUUAAAUUGGGUUAUUUGUCUUUUUUUAAUUAUUGGAUUGUAAGCAUUCUCUAUAUAUUUUAGAUACCAGUUCUUUGUCAGAUCUCUGUGAUUUGCAAAUAUUUUCUCCAUUCUAUGGGUUGUUGUAAAAGUCAGGAAAAAACAAAAUAUUGACUUCCCCUUUUCUCUAACCACAA
Marmota monax (woodchuck) is the source of this 8983-nucleotide messenger RNA. RefSeq names its product phosphatidylinositol glycan anchor biosynthesis class O (gene Pigo). The record is from RefSeq and is a predicted model, not a curated record. Gene Ontology annotation, cellular component: endoplasmic reticulum membrane. The transcript has 12 exons. Gene Ontology annotation, molecular function: mannose-ethanolamine phosphotransferase activity. Lineage: Eukaryota; Metazoa; Chordata; Mammalia; Rodentia; Sciuridae. Gene Ontology annotation, biological process: GPI anchor biosynthetic process. Bases 554 to 3826 code for a protein of 1090 amino acids.